This is a messenger RNA of Syngnathus acus (greater pipefish), 1301 nucleotides long. RefSeq lists its product as uncharacterized. NCBI's taxonomy places the organism in Eukaryota, Metazoa, Chordata, Actinopteri, Syngnathiformes, Syngnathidae. The transcript has 3 exons. The record is from RefSeq and is a predicted model, not a curated record. Bases 34 to 1152 code for a protein of 372 amino acids.
CAAUCUCAAGUUCUGGAUCGACCAGUGUGGUCAAUGGAGGACACUUUGGACUCGAUGACCCCCGUGGAAGAAUCCGAUGGAAGGCGCCACUCGGCUGAAGAAUUGCCUACACAUGAAGCUCCUGCAGGCGAAACCGGUACCUCUCUGGAGGAUGAGAUGGCCUCUGAGACGGAGGUGCGCUAUAUAAUGGAGGAGGGAUCUCCUGAGAAGAAGCACGAAACAGAAGUUCCUCUUCCACCUGAUUUGGGAAGUCCUCAACGGGAAGACAACCCACAACUUGGACAAGAACCAACCUUCCAGGAGCACCAGGACACCUCGUUUGAGUCCUUACCCACCUAUCUUCCCUCCAGCAGCUGGCUGGCAGAUUUUGACAGAGCAAACGUUUAUAGCAGAAUGCCACCAGCUCCCAAAAAGCAGAACCAAGCUGUGAACCGGACCACCUUAGAGGUUCCCACUCGGAGGAGGAAACUGGAGCUGGAGUACAGGGAGGAACCUUGUGUGCGCAAGCCCAAGGAGCGAUACAAGCCCAAAGGCAAGACUGGCCGACAGAGCCUCUCCGACCAUGAGUGUUUCAUCACCAGAACCUUCAACGAGAACAUCUUUAGUCUGGCGAGUGAACGAUUUUGCAGCAGAUGCUUGGCCAAGCCCGGUCCAGGCCUCAAAAGAAAGGCCGUCCCCUUCCAGCAGCGCAACCAGGCCCUGACGUCCACCUGUGACACCUGCAAGUCUCACAAGAGGCUUCCGAGGAAAGGUUCCGUCCCCGACACGCGGGCUCUGCAGCGCGGGUGCAACACGGAAGGAGACUCGUCGGAUGGCUCGUGUCACGCGGGCCUCGAGAGCCCCCUUGGCAGGCGCAAGAGGCCACUGGGCUCCAAGCUGAACUGGGAGAAGAACUGCACGCACGACGAAGCGCAGCGCUGCCAACUCGAGGCCGGGGAGCGAUUGCGCCACUGUCCCCACGGCAACGCCAUUCGGGAGCUGGACGAGAACUUGCCAGCGCACGCCGAGCAGCUUUACUGGACACAUGGGUGGCAAACAGAGAAGUCAUGGAAAACGGCCCCGGCCAAUCCUGACGGCACGAGAUCACCGCACUUGAACAAGCACAAGACGUCACAUUCACAAGAAAGUCCAAGAAAAGACACACGAUGCUGAGUUGCACAAGAGCACCAAUCAGUCACUUUUAGAUGUUUUGUACACUUAAAUUAUUUGCACUUAUUUGUAUAGGCGGUCACAAAAUGUACUAUUUAUUAACCACCUAAUAAACACAGAUUUGGAGUCAUUGCUUUUCUUUUUGGCUUUUA